Carica papaya (papaya) is the source of this 651-nucleotide messenger RNA. RefSeq lists its product as uncharacterized. Lineage: Eukaryota; Viridiplantae; Streptophyta; Magnoliopsida; Brassicales; Caricaceae. The record is from RefSeq and is a predicted model, not a curated record.
AAACCUCAACCAAUAUUCUCAUCUUCAAAUCUUUCCAAAUGGGUUCUGUUGAUCAUCUUCUUUACUUUUCCAUGUCUUAGUUGUGAACUGAAUAUUAUACAAGCAAGAAACAUAGAGCUCAAGUCCUCACAUGGAGGAAACCUGUUUGUCAGAUACUAUCUUUCUACGGGAAACAAUAACAACAGAAUUCAGCUUAACAGCCAAGAAGUUCCCUGCUCAAAGUCCAUCUGGAACGAGCGUUUCUCACUGGAAUGUCAGGGGACUGAAGAUGCCAUUAACAAACUGAAGCAAGACACGAUUACUUUGGAGCUCCGGUGGAGGAAAACAGUGCCGGUCUUGGGGAAGUUGGGGAAGUCAAGGGUGCUGGCCAGAGCUGAGAUUCCAUGGAGAAUGGUUCUGGAGUCGCAGAAUAUGGAAAUGGCGGAGAGGUGGGUGGUGAUGGUGGCGAUUGAUGACCGGAUUCUUAAAGGCGGGAAACCUCCUUUGCUGCAGAUAGCAGUGAAAGUUGAAGAGAAGAUGGUGGAAAGUGCAGAGAAGAAGAAAAAGAAUAAGAGAUAUGAUGAGGGUGAGUGUGGAUGCAGAGAUGGUGAUAGGUGCAGUUGUGCAGAGUAUGAAUUAUUUGCGUUAAUGGAAGCUAUGAACACACUUUAG